This is a messenger RNA of Mastomys coucha (southern multimammate mouse), 2961 nucleotides long. RefSeq names its product phospholipase A and acyltransferase 1 (gene Plaat1). Gene Ontology annotation, molecular function: glycerophospholipid phospholipase A1 activity; A2-type glycerophospholipase activity. The transcript is spliced from 4 exons. Gene Ontology annotation, cellular component: cytoplasm. Gene Ontology annotation, biological process: N-acylphosphatidylethanolamine metabolic process. Lineage: Eukaryota; Metazoa; Chordata; Mammalia; Rodentia; Muridae. The record is from RefSeq and is a predicted model, not a curated record. Bases 215 to 718 code for a protein of 167 amino acids.
AACCCGCGGAGGGAGCAGAGGUGGCACGGCGCGCGGACGCUGGCGUUGACGCAGCGGAAGGAGGCUGUGGUGGCCUUGGCCGUGGCCUUGGCCUUAGGGCGAUGCGGAUGGAGUCACCCAGGGUCUGUUAAAGGCGCCGCAGAGAGCCCGUGGAGAACCCGGGAAGCCCGCCACUGCCUCCGGGUCACUAAGACAACCCAGCUUGCGCAGGGAGAUGGCGGUGAAUGAUUGCUUCAGUCUGACCUGUCCUCACAACCCCCACCCAGGAGACUUGAUUGAAGUGUUCCGUCCUUGCUAUCAGCACUGGGCACUGUACUUGGGUGAUGGCUACGUUAUCAACAUUGUACCUACAGAUGGCAUUCGCUCAUCACUUACAAGUGCCAAAUCUGUGUUCAGCACAAAGGCCUUGGUGAAAAUGCAGCUUUUGAAGGACGUUGUGGGAAAUGACGCAUACAGAAUAAAUAACAAGUACGACGCAACGCACCCUCCUCUCCCUGUGGAGGAAGUGAUACAACGGUCAGAGUUCGCUAUUGGGCAGGAAGUAGCCUAUGAUUUACUGGUCAACAACUGUGAGCAUUUUGUGACCUUGCUCCGCUAUGGAGAAGGAGUAUCAGAGCAGGCCAACCGAGCAAUCGGCACCAUCGGAUUGGUGGCAGCUGGUAUUGAUAUCUUUGCAUUCCUCGGCUUGUUUCCCAAAAGACAAAGAACAAAAUAUUAGCAGUUUAUUGAAGAGAUUGGAAUGAAGAAAUUUGUGAGGAGAAAAAAAUCCUAGGGUGAAUGCUUAUUUUGAAUGCAUCAUUAUUGCUCGUGAUCCCCAUGAUGGAUGGCAGACUCUGUAAUAAAUUGCUUGCUGAUUUUAAUCUUAUCAUUGAGCCAAGAAAAGUUUUUCCCUACUAGUAGAGAUUUGCCGUGGCAGCUUGAACAAAAUGCAAUUGCGUUUUGAUGGAGCCAGCUGAAGAUCUUAACAAAACCAAGCCCACAUUUUAUCUUCUGCUGUAAAUACUGUUUUCGUUCUCCCUGAGGACAGCUGUUUUGCCAGAGGUGUGGAGAACCAUUUACAUAUGCUGCCGAGAGACAGUUGUUAGGGCCAACAUCUAAAUUCUUAUUCAUUUCCUUGUCAGAAAAAGGAAUAUGAACAUAUCCAGUAUUUUAGAUACAUGGGUAUAUGUCCAUUAUAUAUCCAAAUACUUAAACAUCUCUGAAUGAUGAAGCAUUUGAGGUAAUAACCCCAUAUUGCUGCACAUGUGUAGGUAGAACAUGUAAGAAGAGUGUGUGUGUGGGUGGGGGGGCUUUGUGUGUGCAUAUGUAUGGAAUUCUUAUGAAUGGUGUGCAUGUGGAAGGACAGUCUCGGGUGUCAGUCUUUGGUCUCCACCUUUUUUAACAUUUUAUUAUUUUUUUUUAAUUUUUGGAGACAGGGUAUGUUGUCCUUCACAGCUUAUGGCAAACUAGCUAGCCUGUGAGCAUCCAGAGAGUCUCCUAUCUCUGCCUCCAUUUCAUAGUAGGAGCUCUGGAAUUACAGAUGUGAACUAACACCCCAAGCUUCCUGUUGACUCUGGGGAUCUGAGCUCAAGACCUCAUGCUUGUGUAUAAGAUGCUUUACCCAUUAAGCCCCUCUCUGAUCUCCCUUUCUCUUGUACUUUCGGACCCAGGGAGCUCAAGGAUCAGUGAUGAACAAUGGGCUGCAGUUUUAUUGAUUUAAAUGGAUCCCUCCACAUUGUAUAGCAGCUCAGUGGUUUGACCUUUGGGCCUUGGCAAGCAACCAUUAGUAUUGAUGCAGAGUGCUAUAUUUAUAACACAAAAUUCUUCAUCCCUUUAAAGAUGUGAACUGUAAGUCAAAGAAUCCCAUUAUUUUAUUCUCUUUUUUUAACUGAUUAUGCAUUGAAUUAAGCUACUUUUUAAUGCCAUUCCUACAGAAUUCUUGGUAGCAGGUCAGGAAAGGGGGAAUGUAAGUCUUUCUACAUGAAGAUGGUGCAAAGGCAUCAUAGCAUUACCCCAUAAACCACACAGCUAGCCCAGCAUCCUUUUGUGCCAUUAUCAAAAGCAUGUCAGUCAAUAAAGAAAACAUGUCAGUGAACAUAGGGAUAGAAAGUGAUAGAGUACAGUAAAGUCAAGUACACGAAGCUCAGUAGAAACUCACACCUUGACACACUCACACUGAUGAGGAUGAGCAACAGCAGUGUUAACAGAUGUGCUGCCACUCCGGCCCAGACAGAGCCCCUCUGUCCCUGCUUUACUUUUCUAACAGCUCCUUCUUGUUUGAACCCCAAACUCAUUAUUCAGUGCUUGAUCUUCUCAGAAGGCACAAGGUUACUUUUAUCCUGGAUGCAGGUCUCUGUUCCCAAAUAGUAAGGAAUAUGCAGUUUUCUAGAAGUUUCCUAUUAUGGUAAAGGCAGCUGCAGCCACUGGGCUGCUCUCCCCUGGUGUGCCGCCUUUUCCAUGAAAUGUGUUUGUCUCUGGCAGAAUUGCACUGCCAGCCAGGAAAGGUAGUAGGACUGAGAACCAAACGUCGCUUGGGGCUUCAAGUCAAACCUUUCUAGAGAACUCUGGCAUCUCCAAUCCAGAAGAAAAGCAAAAUGAAAAUGUCAGAAAUACAUUUUUUUAAGCCAUGGGUUUAUUUCCAUAUCAGUUGUGUGAGGCUUCAGCAGCCUUGGUUUGCCAUAAACAUGGCCAACCUUAGGAUGGGCAGCUCAAAAUAGCUGGGGUAGUUUUCCUGCAGGUACUCAAUACUCAAACAUUCAAUGCAACUUGUACUUGGAUCAGCUAUUUUCCCAACACAAUGAACGAUAGUCUGGGUGUAUUUUCAGCAGUCAGGAAUGGAGUCCACUUCUAUCAGGUUUCAAAAAAAAAUGGAAUGCAAAGAUCAUCUGCACCAGGUGAUAGGUUUUUGGCAAUACUAGGAAGGAAAUGUCUGCAUUUUAUUGAAUAUAUACACAUAACAAAUAAAAUAUGCUAUCUAAAUGU